Lacerta agilis (Sand lizard) is the source of this 6094-nucleotide messenger RNA. It is a transcript of the gene FLT4, whose product is annotated as fms related receptor tyrosine kinase 4. The transcript is spliced from 29 exons. Gene Ontology annotation, cellular component: signaling receptor complex. Gene Ontology annotation, biological process: multicellular organism development; positive regulation of kinase activity; cell surface receptor protein tyrosine kinase signaling pathway. The coding region runs from base 42 to 4118 and encodes 1358 amino acids. The record is from RefSeq and is a predicted model, not a curated record. NCBI's taxonomy places the organism in Eukaryota, Metazoa, Chordata, Lepidosauria, Squamata, Lacertidae. Gene Ontology annotation, molecular function: ATP binding; transmembrane receptor protein tyrosine kinase activity.
CUUGUUUCUUUCUCUCCCUAGAUCUAGUGAGUGGCUAUUCUAUGACCCCACCCACUCUCAGCAUCACAGAAGAAGAAUACGUGAUCAACGCUAAGGACACACUGAAUAUUACUUGCAGAGGGCAGCACCCCCUGGAGUGGUCGUGGCCUGGAGGCCAAGAGGACACCGUCCAGAUUGGGAAGGAGAGCGAAUCAGUGGUGUUGGUGAGUCUCGACGGUGUCCAAACAGUCAAGGAAGAGGAUUGUGAGGGCACUGACACAAAGCCCUACUGCAAGGUCUUGACACUGACAGGGACUCAGGCUAACGACACGGGCUACUACCGCUGUUACUACAAGUACAUCAAUGCCAAAAUCGAGGGCACCACUGCAGUCAGCACCUAUGUAUUUGUGAGAGAUUAUGAGCGGCCAUUUAUCAAUAAACCAGGGGCUCUUCUUAUCUACAAGAAGGAGAAUAUCUGGGUCCCGUGCCUGGUAUCUAUUCCAGACCUUAACAUCACUUUGCUCUCGACAACCUCUUCCAUAUAUCCAGACGGGAAGAACACUCUUUGGGACAACAAAAAAGGAAUGCUGGUCCCCACUCACCUGAUCAAGGACUCCUUGUUUGUUGAGUGCGAAACUUUCAUUGAUAUGAAGCCCCGCAAAUCAAGUUUCUUCCUUGUCCACAUUGCAGGGAAUGAACUUUAUGACAUCCAGUUGUUUCCAAAGAAGGCCAUGGAGCUUCUAGUGGGAGAAAAACUAUAUCUCAACUGUACAGUAUGGGCUGAGUUUAAUUCAGGAGUUGAUUUCCAGUGGGAUUACCCUGCGAAACAGAUGAACCGGAAAGUCACAGAACUGCCUGAGAGGCGCUCCCAGCAGACACACACUGAACUUUCCAGCAUCCUGAUCAUCCAAAAUGUGAGCCUACAAGACCUGGGAAAAUAUACAUGCAAGGCUAGCAAUGGGGAGCAAGACUUGAAGGAGAGCAUAGAUGUCAUCGUACAUGAGAAACCCUUCAUCAAUGUGGAGUGGAGGAAGGGUCCAGUGAUUGAAGCAACAGCAGGAGAUGAAAUGGUGAAGCUGCCGGUGAAAGUGGUUGCCUACCCCCAGCCUGAGUUCCAGUGGUUUAAGGAUGGAAGGUUAAUUUCCAAUAGGCAGUCUCAAUAUUCCCUGCAGAUCAAGGAUGUGGCAGAGCAGAACUCUGGCUCCUACACGUUGGUUCUGAAGAACGGGCCGGCUGGACUAGAGAAGAGCAUUAGUCUCCAGCUGGUGGUCAAUGUUCCUCCACAAAUCCAUGAGAAAGAAGCAACUUCACCUAACAUCUAUUCCCGUAAAAGCCGGCAGGUGCUCACCUGCACUGUGUAUGGCAUCCCAGCACCAGAGAAGAUCCAGUGGCAGUGGAGGCCUUGGACACCCUGCCCAAUGUUCUCCCGUCACAAUCUUAGCAGGAGGAGGACUGUCCGACGCCAUCAGAGAGACCGCAUGCCCGAGUGUAAGGACUGGAAGGAUGUGUCGCAGCUGGAUGCUGUGAAUGCUAUUGAAAGCAUUGACACCUGGACAGAGUUUGUGGAAGGAAGGAACAAGACGGUCAGCAAACUGAUAAUCCAAGAAGCCAACGUUUCUGUCAUGUACAAGUGUGCAGCCUCUAAUAAAGUUGGCCGUGAUGAACGGCUCAUCUAUUUCUAUGUAACUACCAUCCCAAAUGGGUUUGAAAUUGAAUCGCAGCCUUCAGAAGAGCCCAUUGAGGGGCAAGACCUGAGGCUAAGCUGCAAUGCUGACAAUUACACCUAUGAGAACCUGCAGUGGUACCGACUCAACCUUUCGACGCUGCAUGAUGAAGAGGGCAACCCGCUGGUCUUGGACUGCAAGAAUGUCCACCACUAUGCGACAAAGAUGCAAGGAGAGCUGCAUUUCAAACCCAACUCUAAUUACGCUGCUUUGACACUCACCAUUCCAAGUAUCUCACUAGAGGACGAAGGGGACUAUGUGUGCGAAGUGCAAAACAGGGAGAACAGCGAAAAGCACUGCCACAAAAGAUAUAUCUCUGUGCAUGCUCUAGAGGUCCCCAGGUUGAAGCAGAACCUGUCAAACAUCUUGGUGAAUGUGAGUGAUUCCAUAGAGAUGCGCUGUAAAGUGGAUGGCACACACAUUCCAAACAUCAACUGGUAUAAGGAUGAGAAGCUUGUAGAAGAGGUCUCAGGAAUUGACCUGGCAGAUUCCAAUCAGAGGCUGAGUAUCCAGAGGGUGAGAGAAGAGGAUGCUGGCCUUUACCUGUGCAGUGUCUGCAAUGCCAAGGGUUGUGUGAAUUCCUCCGCCAGUGUCUCUGUAGAAGGCUCGGAUGACAGGACCAAUGUGGAGAUUGUGAUCUUAAUUGGGACAGGUGUCAUUGCCAUCUUCUUUUGGAUUCUCUUAAUCCUCAUCUUCUGUAACAUCAAGCGACCUGCUCAUGCAGAUAUCAAGACGGGCUACCUUUCUAUUAUCAUGGACCCAGGUGAAGUUCCCUUGGAUGAGCAAUGUGAAUACCUGCCCUAUGAUUCCAGCAAAUGGGAAUUCCCUCGGGAGCGACUUCGACUCAGUAAAGUCCUGGGCCAUGGAGCCUUUGGGAAAGUGAUGGAAGCCUCUGCAUUUGGAAUUAAUAAGAGUAACAGCUGUGAGACAGUGGCAGUAAAAAUGCUCAAAGAGGGAGCUACUGCAAGUGAACACAAAGCGCUUAUGUCAGAGCUGAAGAUCCUCAUCCAUAUUGGAAACCAUCUGAAUGUGGUUAACCUGCUGGGUGCCUGCACCAAACCUAACGGUCCCCUCAUGGUUAUUGUUGAAUUCUGUAAAUAUGGAAAUCUCUCCAAUUAUCUGCGGACCAAACGGGAAGGAUUCAGUCCUUAUAGGGAAAAAUCUCCCCGACUACGUGUCCAAGUUCGUUCUAUCGUGGAAGCUGUCAGAGCAGACAGAAGGAGUCGGUCUGGUACCAAUGACAGUGCAAUUCUUAAUAGACUUCUGAUGAACAAGAGCCAGGCAUCACUGCCGCCACCACUCAUACAAGAAGUGGAUGAUUUGUGGCAGAGCCCUCUGACAAUGGAAGAUCUGAUCUGCUACAGUUUCCAGGUGGCACGUGGUAUGGAGUUUUUAGCUUCCAGAAAGUGCAUCCAUAGAGACUUGGCAGCGCGCAACAUCUUGCUAUCAGAAAACAAUGUGGUGAAGAUCUGUGACUUUGGUCUGGCUCGGGACAUCUAUAAGGAUCCUGACUAUGUCAGGAAGGGCAGCGCUCGUCUCCCACUAAAGUGGAUGGCUCCAGAAAGCAUCUUUGACAAAGUCUACACCACCCAGAGUGAUGUCUGGUCAUUUGGAGUCCUCCUAUGGGAGAUCUUCUCACUAGGUGCCUCCCCAUAUCCUGGAGUCCAAAUCAAUGAAGAAUUUUGCCAGAGACUGAAAGAUGGCACCAGAAUGAGAGCUCCAGAAUAUGCCACUGCAGAAAUUUACCGUAUAAUGCUAAGCUGUUGGUAUGGUGAUCCCAAGGAAAGACCAACAUUCUCGGACUUGGUGGAGAUCCUGGGGAACCUCCUUCAGGAGAAUGUCCAUCAUGAAGGGAAGGAUUAUAUCCCACUUAAUGACUCUCAGAGUUCUGAAGACGAUGGCUUCUCCCAGGUAGCUUCCUCCAUCCAGCAGAAUUCUGAUGAAGAGGAAUUUGACUUGAGGAUGCACUGUCACAAUAUAGCAGCAAGAUAUUAUAACUGUGUGUCUUUCCCUGGCUGUUUAACUGGUGGGAAUCAGAUAAGGUGUCCAUCCAGAAUAAAGACUUUUGAAGAAUUUCCUAUGACACAAACCAUGUAUAAAGCACAUCCGGACAAUCAGACAGACAGUGGGAUGGUUUUGGCAUCUGAGGAGUUUGAGAGGAUAGAAAAUAGACACAGAAAAGAAAGUUCAUUCAGCAGUAAAGGAUCCAGUCGAAAUGCAGAAUCAAUAGUGGAUCAACCAGACCUGAGGGGUAGGUGUCGGCCAUCGUACCAGUCCCAGCUCAGAGGCCAGACUUUUUACAACAGUGAAUACGGGGAACUGUCAGAACAGUCGGAGGAAGGCAGCUGCACUCCACCCACUGAGGGAGCCAGUCCCUCCCUCCUCCAUGCUUCAUUCUUUUCAGACCAAUACUGAAGGGAAGAACAGAUUGUGGAGACACUCUGCUGAGAGACUACACUUCGCCCCUUCUGCAGCACUACAUUUGUUCAGUGGAGGCCACUUUCCCUUCAUCCUUGAGGAAUCCACAGUAGGGAACCCCUGUGGAACAGAUGGUGAACUCCUUGGAUGUGAAGAUAGAUGCCAAGCAUUUUGAUGCGGGAUAUAGUCCUUGCAUUUGGCACUAGCACACUUCCUUGAUCUGAUUCUGUAUCUGCCCCCCCCCACCGCCCUGCCACCCUCAAUUAGAUAUUGGAUGCAGUUCCCUGGGUGAAACAGGACUGUUCUGCCACUAGAUGGAUGUGUGUAGAGAGCUGCAGCCUCUGCUCAGUAUUCAGCCUCCAUUCAAAUACUUUGCCGUAAUAAGCUUCAUUUCAGGUCAGAUAAAAAUAGAUGUGUCUUAGCUGAGUUUCUUCCUGAUAUGCAGCCUUGUUUGCUUCUGCUCUUGUUUCAACUCAGCUAUCAUGGGAGGGGCAAGAAGCAAAUGAAUGAAUUUGGGCAAUGGAGGAGCAGCAGUAUUUCCAGACUUGGAGAGUCCUGCUUCGCUAGAUACAGACAUUGCCUAUAGACACAUCACUACACAACUAUAUACUACAUACUUAAUUCUUGUAUGGUGUUACAUAUUUCAUUUAUGUUAGACACUAAGCCUAUUAUAGAUUUUAUUCCAUCACCAUUCCCAUGUCUGUGGUGGCAUUAUUGGAUGCUCUAGUGCAAGAGGACCACUUUAUCUCUGUGCAGCGGGGGAUUUGGUGUUAACUAGUUCAAGGUGGAAAUUAAUUUCCUCAUCUCUACUGACAUAUACAGACUUGGAACCCAUUUAUGUGUCCAGUCAUCUCCCACCCCACCCCUGAAUCCCCGGUCAGCUAUAAAAUGUUUUUUAUUGGCAGCCAUCAUUUUCAAAACUUUAGUGUCCCUUAUGAUCCCAUGGCAAAGUGUGGAACUUUGUCUUUGUGGAACUGAAUGCAACCUUAUAAUAAUAAUCUAAUGAAACCCUUAACUGGUGUUUUUAGCUCUGUCUCUCUACUUAUUCUCCUCUACCUCCCAAUUCCUACAUCCUUACUUACUCUUCCCAAGAUAUCAUAUGUUAGAAUAAAUAGUACAAAGUAAAUUUCUGCAAAUGUAUCUAAUUUGCAUUAUUUAUAAUGGGAGGAACGCAAUGCAGGUCAUUUUGUUAGUGCAAGCUGUUCUGCUUGACUAAUUAAACAAUCUACCCUAUCCUCUUGCUGUUCACUGUUCCAGGGGUUUUCCUGACACCUCAUCCCUGAGCCAUUGGGGGAGGAUAUGGGGCACCGAAGGGAAGAAAGCCCCAUUGCGCUAGCAGAAGUCCUUGUGGGCUUCCACUGGUGGAACUGGUUAGCUGAGCCCAGCCCUGAGUCUGGAAUUUGAGGAUAUUACUAAACAUAUACACACAUUUGCAUUCUUCCCCGACACAGUCUUUAGCAUAGUUUUCCAUCUUCUAAUUGUAAACCAUUGCAUCAAUGAGGUUUUGUUUUUUACAUAAAUGAGGAGUAAGUAUAGAGUCAAUCUGAACUUGUUUGUGUAGUUGUUCCCUUGCAUAGCCUAUGAGCCUUUCUCUCCCAGUUCCAAUUCUGAAGGACGCUGCCAUAGGAAAACAUCUGUGAAAGCCUUAUGAAAAGGCUUUUGACCAGCUUGUGAACUUCACUUUGUAAUUCUGUAUAGUGUCAGAGGCUCCCACUCUCAAUUGUGUCUCCAUGUGAAAGAAUUUCUGCUUGCAGGCCAGGCUUCUGUUUAUAGAACUGAUAGUUUUGGUUUAGCUUUUUUCAUAUUGGGCAUAUGUCCCCCCUUUUCAGAUUAUAUAUAUUCCUCCAUAAGAGGGCUUUAUGCAUUUACACAUUUGUAAUUAUCAUUGUUCAUGCCUUUUCUACAUUGAUUUGUAUCUUUAUGAGUGCACUCGAUGACUUGUCCCUUUUUUAUUACAUUUCCUAUCUACAUAA